CAGGCCGUCACGUCACGCGAGAAAGUAGAGAAGCCGAGCGAGAAAAAAAAAACAUCAACAAGCAGAAGAAGAAGCAGAGUAACCAUGAGAGUAACCUGCAGAUAAACCUCCGUGACAGUGCGCAGACAUGUCCAGCACGUCGUUACCAGUCCUACAGGAUCGCAUGGACUCGUAAAGGCUAUGAGUUCCUCUGAGCAUGGAGCAGUUUCAGAUGAAGCGAUGCUUGAGAAAGAGCACAAGCAUGCCCAGGACUUUAAAGAGGAAACGGAUGACUUUGCUAUAUGCGAGCCAUCUGAAGGACAUGGAGGGGGAUUUCCUGAAGCUGGUAAACGCUCCUCUGCAGAGAUGGGCUCAAACACGACCCAGUCCACCGGCAGUAAGAGAAUCAGAGUCUCUUGCGAGAUGAGGCGGCACUUGAUGGAGGAGAGCAGCAGACUUGAGCCUCUUUGCCUCACCACAACUGGAGAGAAGAGGGAACGGGCCCCGCAGAAAUCCAGAGUCUCCUACAGGAAACCUCUCUUCAGCAUCUCUCAUAGGAUAUCUGAGAAGAGGAACACACCGAGCCUGGAGCAGCAUGCCAGCCACGGUGCCGGGAAUCCCAUAAACUACAGCACCAUCUUCUCAUCCAAGCUCCAAAGUUCGGAGGAAAACGGCCCAUUAGAGACCUUUGGCACCACAGAAUCUUUGAGCCAAGCGUCCUCCACAAACUCGAGCCUUUAUCCACUUAUUGAGAAAAUGUUUCUCAUUCUCAACACCCUCAAUUCAAGCAUGACACAACUGCAUAGCAAAGUGGAUUUGCUAACGCUGGAGGUCAUGCGAAUAAAGAAGCAGAUCAAGCCCGCUGAGAUGGUCACAGAGUUCCAGCCUCCGCCUGAAUAUCUGCUAACGAGUGAAGAAUUGAAUCAGCUGAUGGAGCAGACGUCCGGCGCCGGGGAGCUUGGAUGUAGGCUGCUCGCGCAUCUCUUCCCGGAGCUCUUCAAAGCGAGAGAGUGCUCUCAUGAGUGCAUGGCAAGCAAGAGGACACUGGAGUCUCUACAUCUGCAGCUGAUCCGUAACUAUGUAGAGGUGUGCUACCCUUCAGUCAAGAACAACAGUGUGUGGCAGGAAGAAUGCCUCCUUCAGAUUAAUGACUUGUUUAAUCGUUUCUGGGCUCAGAGGGACAUGGAGGGCGCUCGGCUGCUCAGGAAGCAGACAAUCACAGGUGCUGGGAUAAAGACAGAGCAUCCUCAAACCUACCGUUUCAUUAACGAGCAGGGCCGGGAGGAGCCUCUCUCUUUAGACAACCAGCAGAGCAGCCUGGCCGUGUCAGACCUCGCCUUUGAUACACAAGCCACAGAGGAGCUGGACGAGUUCUCCUCCCCCGAGGACUUUGUUAUUUUUCUUAUGCACCGUCUCUUCCCUGAGGUUUUUGAAGAGGGGAAAUUGCCAGAAGGCUUCGGCAAUUUUAGCAGCGUGGGGCAGCUCAUUCUGGACUCUGACAAGAUGGAGAUAAUAAGAAAGUAUAUGGAAGCAAAUUUUCCUGACGUGCCCGAGGACAGCUGGCUUCAGGUGUGCAUUCAGCAUAUGGAGGAUGCACUGGAGGGUCCUCACAGUAAUGGCAAUGGAAGCGAGCCUGACAAUAUCAAUGAAGAAAGCUAUGACCUGGCCAGCCUUCCUGAAGACGUCUCCAUCAUAAAGGUCCCAGAGGUGGGGGACUAUGAAAGGCCCGGUCGCAAGUCCAAAAAGUCCCUGCUCACAUCGGUGGAUUUUGACAAUCUUGAGAUCCCUCUUCCGGACUUCACUGUUUCCCCGGAGUACCUCUUAUCCAGGGAGCAGAUGAAGAGCAACUAUGAUUGUAGCUUGUCCAUUGGAAACUUUGCCUCCCGUCUGCUGGUGCUCAUGUUCCCCGAGCUCUUCACCCACGAGAACGCGCGGAAGCAGUACAACUGCAGUGGCUCUCUUGGAAAAAAACAGCUCGACCCCGUCCGGGUCAACCUGAUCCGUCAUUACGUGCAGUUAGUCUAUCCUCGGGCAAAGAACGACAGGGUGUGGAUGCUGGAAUUUGUGGGCAAACUGGACGAGAGGUGCAGGAGGCGGGACACGGAGCAGAGGAGGUCCUAUCUGCAGCAGCGUAAAGUGUACGGUCAGGAGCCGGAACAAGACUUUCUCUGCCAGAUGAACCAGUUUAAUCCAGACAGCAUGAGGGAGGAUCAUGAAAUACCCACUUUACCCCCAGAAAAAAGUAGCAAAGACUUCUGUAAAAUCCCCCUGGAUGAGCUGACUGUGUCCACACCUGACUUCCCCGUGCCUCUCGUCUACCUGCUCUCAGAUGCCGAGGUGCGGGAAAUCGUCCAGCAGAGCCUUUCUGUUGGGAACUUUGCCGCCCGCCUGUUGGUGCGCCUCUUCCCCGAGCUCUUCACACCGGAGAACCUGCGGCUGCAGUACAACCACUCGGGAGCCUGCAACAAGAAGCAGCUGGACCCGGUGCGCCUGAGGUUGAUCCGUCACUAUGUGGAGGCGGUGUAUCCUGUGGAUAAGAUGGAGGAGGUGUGGCACUAUGAGUGUGUCCCAAGUAUCGACGAACGCUGCCGGCGUCCCAAUCGCAAGAAGUGUGACAUUCUUAAGAAGGCCAAGAGGUCGAGCACUGUGUCCUAGUUACUGUUCAGUUCAGUUAGGUUACACUUUUUUUGUCAUGAAAUAAUUGCACAGUAAAUAAGCUGAAAUCGCAUUAUUGAACUUUUACAACUGUCCAGCCACGCUGUUAUGAGUUUCCAUUCUUAGUGAUGUUUUACUUUCUGACUACCACAGUAGAUCGUAGUCUAUGUAGUCUCAUUGUCAACUGCUUCUAUUUAUAAGCCAAAACUAGCUUAUCUAACAUACUUUGUUGAUCAAUGUCGUAGCCUUAAAAACAAUAACAAUGAUAGUAGCUUGUAGCAUAGAUCACACACUUGCUCUUUGGAUAGAAAUGAAUCACAAUGAUGAUGUGAUAUGUUUCCUUUGCAGUUACUGAUGUAGCAUUGUGCCACCACUGUUUUAAUAACAAUGUGCUUAUGUUAAGCCUUCUUAUAGAACUUUAUAUUAUAAAGACAAUUUAACAUGACAAUGGAUCAUGAUAGCCUAUUUCUAAUAAAAUCACAAAUAUUAAUGUGGUAUAAGAUCAAA
Messenger RNA from Labrus mixtus (cuckoo wrasse), 3141 nucleotides. RefSeq names its product BEN domain containing 3 (gene bend3). Bases 181 to 2634 code for a protein of 817 amino acids. Gene Ontology annotation, molecular function: DNA binding. The record is from RefSeq and is a predicted model, not a curated record. The transcript is spliced from 4 exons. NCBI's taxonomy places the organism in Eukaryota, Metazoa, Chordata, Actinopteri, Labriformes, Labridae. Gene Ontology annotation, biological process: rDNA heterochromatin formation. Gene Ontology annotation, cellular component: heterochromatin.